Molecule: messenger RNA, 1920 nt
Organism: Manduca sexta (tobacco hornworm)
Lineage: Eukaryota; Metazoa; Arthropoda; Insecta; Lepidoptera; Sphingidae
Product: origin recognition complex subunit 2
Biological process (GO): DNA replication
Cellular component (GO): nucleus; nuclear origin of replication recognition complex
Molecular function (GO): DNA replication origin binding
Source: RefSeq, a predicted model, not a curated record
UUAGGUAUAUUUAGGUAGAUUUUUGAAUUUAAUUUUGUUUGUACUGUAAUAGCCUUAAAGAUAGUUGAAUAAUAGGUAAAACGAAGAUUUACUGUGCAUGAAAAUUUAAAAAAAAAAAUUGUAUGAGACAAGUGUUAUCGUGUAUUUUAAAUUAAAAUUAUUUUCAGAUUAGUUACAGAAAUGGCUAGUGGUUUUCGACUUACAUUUCCAUCUGAGCAAACGACACCAGUUAAAGAACAGGGAAAUAACUCACCAACAAAAAGAACAACCAGGACAAGGAAUAAACCAAAGAAAUAUGAUGAUUUCUUGGAGUUAACACCUUCUAAACAAAGAGUUCAGAGGAAGAAUGAGUCUGAUGAAAGUGAUGAUGCUGAAAUGGAUGAAGCAUCACCACAAAAGCCAACAGCUUUAUUUGACAGUAAUGAUGUGGAAGGACAAGACAUAUUCAAAUUCAAAUCAAGGCAUACCAGGCAAGAUCUUCAUAAUAAAGUUCAAGAUGCUAUCAGCAAUUCUCCAAAGAUAAUGGAUUCACCGUUAAGGACUCCUAAAAAAACACCUUCCCGUGCCUUUAAGAGUCAUCUAAGUAAAACUUGUGAAGUUACACCCAGGCAUGUGAAGGAAGUAAUUAAAAAAAGAAUUAUUCAAGAAGUGGAAAGUGACAGUGAAGAAAGUGAUUUCUCUGGCACAAGCAGUGACUUUGUACCUGAUGAGAGUGAUAAUGAGACUGAAGCAGAAUCAUCAUCAGAAGAUGAAAUUGAACAACAAAAGCCAUCUGCAAAACUGAACAUUACUAGAAAUGUGGGAAAUAAAAUGAAAGCCAAAGAUUCUGAUUAUUUUGUAACACCAGACAAUUAUUUCAUGAUGAAUUCUAGUAAAAAGAUUACAACUUCGGAUCAUACAUUAUCGAGAUUAAAAAACUUAAAUAUAGAAGAAAAUGAAGCUCAAGAGCACGAACUAUCUGAUGAACACAAACUAAAAAUUGGUGAACUAAACCAAACAUAUCAGCACAUUUUUAACAGAUGGUUAUACGCCUUGAGUGAAAAUUUUAACAUUAUUUUAUAUGGGAUUGGUUCUAAGCGAUCGAUACUUCAGCAAUUUCAAGCGCAAAAACUGAAGAAAUUUCCUUGCAUUGUUGUGAAUGGAUUCUUCCCAAGUCUCACUAUAAAAAAUAUUUUAGAAACAAUAAUUAUUGAUUUGUUAGAGAAUACUCACGUGCCGUCUAAUGUGGGAGAUAUUGUGAAUUUAAUUGAUGCUCAGCUAACAGAAAAUGGAGUGAACUUAUUUCUGAUCAUUCAUAACAUUGAUGGCACGAUGCUACGAAGUACAAAAUCGCAAGCUACGUUAGCAAGUAUAUCACAAAUAAAAAAUGUACACACUAUAGCAACGAUUGAUCAUAUAAUUGCACCUUUAUUUAAGUCAAAUUUCUAAUUAUGGGAUCACUCAAAAUUAAGUAAAUUCAACUUCACAUGGUGGGACGUUACUACAUUUUUGCCAUACUCCGAAGAGACCUCGUAUGAAAACUCGAUAAUGACGCACAGAAGUGGUGCGCUGCAGCUGUCCCACUCGAGGAGCGUUUAUCAAUCACUCACGGCUAACGCUAAAGGCAUAUUCAAUAUCAUUAUUCAGUACCAACUCGAAAAUGUCAAACAAGCCCAUUAUCAAGGGCUUCCUUUCAAAGAUUUAUAUUCAAAAUGUCGAGAACAGUUUCUGGUAAGUUCAGAUCUUGCAUUAAGAGCUCAACUGACAGAAUUUUUGGAUCAUAAAUUAGUCAAAAUGAAACGAACAUACGACGGAAGUGAAAAUCUCAUUGUACCUAUUGAGAAUGUUUUACUUCAACAGUUCUUAGAACAGCAAAAUGGGUGACUAUUUCUAGUGAUGGCAAGAUUUUGAUGAUUCUAAUUGAAUUAAAUUGUGUAAAAA